UAUAUUCAGUUUGAGUUUUUCGGAUUAAAUUUUUUCUAAUAAAAAUGACGGCGUCUGUUGAUGUUAGUGUCGAAGUUUUGCAAGAGUGCAUGAUUCAAGAAGUUACUUUGGAUGGCCAGGAAAUAUACGUUUUGCCUUUGACCAUGUCUGAAAAUCUGACAAAAAUGGCCCACAAAAUUGAUUUUUCAAAAGAUGAAUUUGAUGGCAAAAGUAAACAGUUAUCAGAAGCAGUUGAUGAGGAGGAAGAAGAUGAGGAAGAAAAUGAGAAUGAGAGGCAGUAUCCCAAGCAAACACUUGUCCAACCCUCUCUCUGGCCAUGGGAUUCUGUCAGAAACAAAUUAAGAUCUGCACUAACUGAAUUGACAGCUCUUCAAGACAUAUUGACAAUUUCGAGAGAUCGAAGGUACAUGACGCUAGAUUAUGUUCAGCAUGAUGCAGGCGAGGCAAAGAGUGCAUUUCUGCUUGUGGCAAGGAAAAGGGCAAUAGCAUCUAGUGCAGGUUUCAUGAACACUGGCAUGGAAAGGAUGAAGAAGAAUCUUGAACAGAUAAUGAAAAAUAAGAACCACGAUUUUCACUACGAGCUGUUGAAGUUGAGGAAAAUAUGGAGAUUGAAGAAAGUCGGAGGCUCCAUUCUUGGGGACCUCAGCUACAAAUCAGCUGGUUCUCAUUUCUGGGUCAGUGGGACGUUUGAGGUGGUCAAGACGGACAGUGAGGCAGCCGACAACGAGCCAGGCACGUCGCUACAGCACCAACAGCAGCAGCCCAUGCAUCCAAUCCACAGUCCACUCUCCAACCUCUCCAAUUUAAAUGUCAUCAUCCCAGACGAGCUCAGCGGCAAUGCAUACAUCAGGAUUAUCAUUAAAAGAGUCAAUGAAAAAGACUGCAGCAUAAGCACAUUCUUCUCGCAAAACUUCCUAUCGUCUUCUUCGUCAUCGUCUUCAACUUCUAGUGAACAGCUAUCAUGGUCGAAAAGACUUGAGCUUGCCCAGAAUGUUUUAUUUUGUAAAGAAUUAUUUGCACAGUUGUACCAAGAAGCCAUGAAACACCAAUCACGAAUUCCAAAUAUGGCUUGCGGGAAUCAUAUCGUCUGCCAUUUGUUUCCUGACGUGAAGUUGUUCAUAUCCUUGUGCCACACAACAGAGCAGAACAAAUCAAAUAAUGGGAACAAACCAGCACUUGCACUGAGCAAGCAGCACAACAGCGUAUUAGAGCAUUCUGUCUACCAGCUAUUAAGGGAGAUACACUACAACAACACCAACUUUCCCCCUCCAAGGCCCGUCACCAUGCCGCUUGGUUUCAUCAAAAAGAGGCAUCAUCUUGGCCCUGCCGGUUCCACUAAGUCACAAAUUUCGGACUUUAAUUUGGGACUACCUCGAAAUAUUAUUCUUUGGCCGUUUGUCAGUCAAGCGAAGCAUUACUUCAACAGACAAAGAGUCAUCAACAUGAUAGAUGAGAUCGUCAUAGAAGUCCACGAACCUCAGAUAAUUGUCCACACAAGUUACUUGAAUUCGGCCACAUCAACAGGCUUGCGUUUAACUAUGGCUUUCAGUGGAUUCGAACACAACAAGACCUGCAUUAUGUUAUACAUCUAUGAGACCAAGCUGGAAGUAGCAUGCAAGGAUGGCAGUUUUCAAACGCUGGAUGUUGACUUCAAACAGCUUAGAAGAUUUAUUAUGGAGCAGGUCACCGAACAUCAUUUACUCAUGGUCAGCGUGCUAGCGAAAGCAUUUGACUGGAAGAUACUUUCCAUGAAUAAGAACUGCUUCCCCCCGAAGGAUUACAUCGUCAGCAGAGAUUGCGGCUACUAUGAUGAUGAGACUGUCAAGAUGCACCACGACGAAGAACUCACUGGUGACAUCAACCCGAGCAUGGGAAUGCUUAUCAUCUCGCCCAAACAGAAUAGGAUGUUGAGUAUCCACUGCUUCAGGAACAACACUCAAAUCGUGAAGGUGUGUCGCAAACCAGGCGUCCAACAAGCGUCGGGAGCAUCAGUCGAGGCUGUCGAGAACGAAGUAAUGCAGGGUUGUGAGGACCUGCCUCCGAAGUGGCAAGAAACUGUUGACUGCUUCGAAUUCGUCUACAUGGAAUACCUUCCCGGCAAAAAUUUUGCUCAGAAGCUGGAAGUCUUGAUGGCUGCUCUGGUGCCAGAUCUGACUGCAUAAAAUGAAAUUGUUAUUUUAUUUAUCAAGUUGAGUGUUUGGUUCUUUGUAAGGUGAUGAUGAUUAGUUAUAGCAAUAAAGAAAGUGAAGUGACGAUAAUAUUGUUAUCUAGUUAUGUCUACCGUCAUAUCAUCGCAUUCUAGUAUUUUUUCUGACUUCAUUUUUGGAAACUGUAGCAUGGCGUGAAAAAUUCUUACGUUGUGUGUGUGUGUGUGUGUGUGUGUGUAGUUUGUUGGUUCUCACGCGUUAUUGGUGGAAAUGAUUCAUUCCAGUGCCACUUGUAUUAUACUUCUUGUAAAAAAUUGGUUGCUUACGUUAAUGAGAAUCACAACGUAUAUGAA
Molecule: messenger RNA, 2500 nt
Organism: Helobdella robusta
Lineage: Eukaryota; Metazoa; Annelida; Clitellata; Rhynchobdellida; Glossiphoniidae
Exons: 14
Coding region: 45-2162 (705 amino acids)
Biological process (GO): regulation of transcription by RNA polymerase II
Cellular component (GO): core mediator complex; mediator complex
Molecular function (GO): transcription coregulator activity
Source: RefSeq, a predicted model, not a curated record